Messenger RNA from Callorhinchus milii (elephant shark), 2071 nucleotides. It is a transcript of the gene zdhhc7, whose product is annotated as zinc finger DHHC-type palmitoyltransferase 7. The transcript is spliced from 8 exons. Gene Ontology annotation, molecular function: protein-cysteine S-palmitoyltransferase activity. The coding region runs from base 208 to 1125 and encodes 305 amino acids. The record is from RefSeq and is a predicted model, not a curated record. NCBI's taxonomy places the organism in Eukaryota, Metazoa, Chordata, Chondrichthyes, Chimaeriformes, Callorhinchidae. Gene Ontology annotation, cellular component: endoplasmic reticulum; Golgi apparatus. Gene Ontology annotation, biological process: protein targeting to membrane; peptidyl-L-cysteine S-palmitoylation.
ACGGAGGGCCAAAAAAAAAAAAAUGGCAAACUCUCGGCUCGAAAGUCACUGCAUUUCUCUUGACUUAUCGCCGGGAGCCGCCCCUCGAGCUCUCCGCCGGCACUGACCUGGGAUUGAGAGGUCUUUCAAAAGAAUUCAGCAGAACAGUUUUGAUUUAGUAACAACUACAUGGAACAUUUUGCAAUAAUUAGGCCAGACUGACAGAUCAUGCAGUCUUCAGGGCAUAGAUUCCGGGAUGUUGAGCAUCACCCACUGCCAAGCUCCGACGAAGACUUUGAGUGUCCGUCCGCUGACUUAGAAAUAGUGGAUAAGAUCUGGUUCAUCCGUGACCCAUGUGGGACGAUCUGCGCUGUGAUAACUUGGCUCCUGGUUUUCUAUGCAGACUUUGUUGUGACUUUUGUAAUGUUGUUGCCUUCCAAAAACUUCUGGUACUCGCUAAUAAAUGGCAUUGUAUUUAACAGUCUGGCAAUGCUGGCUCUUUCAUCCCAUCUGCGAACUAUGUUGACAGACCCGGGUGCUGUGCCUAAGGGAAAUGCCACUAAGGAGUAUAUGGAGAGCUUGCAGCUGAAGCCAGGGGAGGUGAUCUAUAAGUGCCCAAAAUGUUGCAGUAUCAAGCCAGAGCGUGCCCACCAUUGCAGUAUUUGUAAACGGUGCAUUCGGAAAAUGGACCAUCAUUGCCCUUGGGUAAACAAUUGCGUUGGAGAGAACAAUCAAAAAUUCUUUGUACUCUUCACUAUGUACGUAGCACUGAUUUCAGUCUAUGCACUGAUAUUGUGUUGCUUUCAGUUUGUCUUCUGUAUCAGAGACCAGUGGAGUGAAUGCAGCGGGUUUUCACCUCCUGUGACUGUAAUCCUUAUCAUCUUUUUGUGCCUUGAGGGACUGCUGUUUCUCACAUUCACCUCAGUAAUGUUUGCCACACAGCUUCACUCCAUAUGCAAUGAUGAGACGGAAAUUGAACGCUUGAAAAACGAAAAACCAACCUGGGAAAGGAAAUUGCGAUGGGAGGGAAUGAAAAAUGUUUUCGGAGGUCAGCCCUCUUUUCUGUGGAUUAGUCCUUUUUCGGGGAUUCGAAUCAGGCGACUCAUUUCAAGAACAAGGAAAGGAGGGGCUGAAUUCGAUGUCUGAUUCUCAGUUGGAAGAAUAUUUUGCAAAGUAAUUUCUUUCCGAUAUUAAAAUAAAAUUAGCACAAAAGACAUAGUGCGUUUAAGUAACCGCCUGCUGCGGUCCUAUGGAGUAAUAACUGCUGCCUGCUGCAAAUUGAACAUAGUAACCUAAUUAUGAGCAAAUUUCAUGAAGUCUGGAACUAGUGAACUGACAGAAUUCUCCAUCAGCCAUCGUCCUCUGAGAAUGGAUUGCAAAAAUCAAACUGAAGCUUUUCAUGAGCUGUUACAAGAGUCCUAUUACUCCCCUGUAUAUAUCACUACACAGUCUGGGUCUUGGAGUAUUGCAUUAAAUUACCAUUUGUUACAUAAUCAGAAAUAUUUUGAUGUAAACCGCAAUGCAUUGGGUAUUAAUUUAGUGUUUUCGGUUCAAAAUGUUGUUUUUUUAAAAAAGGAAAUUUGUAGUCAUUUUUCAGUUCAUCUGUUUUCAAAUCCAUUUCGAAAGUCAGUUUUAGGCACUGUACUUGUGAAUCACGUGUGAUAAACCUCAUGAGUUAGAGUGGAAUAAUUUCUUUAUCUAGUUUUAUAUUUUUUUUAUAAAAAGGAACUAGGAUGAAGGAGAAGGUUUAUUUUUUCAGUUCAUGUAAAUUUGAUUUCUCAAAAUGUCUGGAAUGUAUUUUCUUUCCUGUCUGUGGUAUGGGUGUGCACUGUUUUCAGUAAUCCAAAGUUUAUAUUAUACAUGAAACGUCUUUUUAAUUUUAUUUAUUUAGUCAUGUUUUAUUGAAGCGAACAGGUGAUAUGUAAGUGGCAGACUGUCGGUGGUUGUUUCUAACAUUGAUAGAAAAUGUCUUCAUGCCAUUUCCUUUCUGUACUGUACAAUGUAGAAUGGUUGUUUAGCAUGAAUUAAAAAAAAGUUCCAUUCUUUGUUUCUGGUCCUCUGAAACAUAAAAGCAAGUUGAAAACUGACUUAA